Messenger RNA from Lepus europaeus (European hare), 326 nucleotides. RefSeq names its product UPF0449 protein C19orf25 homolog. The record is from RefSeq and is a predicted model, not a curated record. Lineage: Eukaryota; Metazoa; Chordata; Mammalia; Lagomorpha; Leporidae. Bases 15 to 326 code for a protein of 103 amino acids. The transcript has a single exon.
GCUGGCGUCCAGGCAUGGGCUCCAAGGCCAAGAAGCUCAUGGUGCUGCCCACGCGCCCGGCGCCGCCCACGGUGGAGCAGAUCCUGGAGGACGUGCGUGGGGCGCCGGCCCAGGACCCUGUCUUCACCGCGCUGGCCCCGGAAGACCCCCCAGGAGACCCCAGGAGGAGUGAGGACCCCGAGGCCCAGCGGGAGCGGCUGUACCAGCAGAGCCAGGCCUACGUGGCCGCCAACGCGCGGCUGCAGCGGGCAAGCGAGGGGCUGAGGCAGCAGUGCCAGGGCCUGCGGCGAGCCGGGCGGAACUGGAGCUGGACGGGGGCCACGUGA